This is a messenger RNA of Hirsutella rhossiliensis, 1524 nucleotides long. Its product is annotated as amino acid permease domain-containing protein. NCBI's taxonomy places the organism in Eukaryota, Fungi, Ascomycota, Sordariomycetes, Hypocreales, Ophiocordycipitaceae. Gene Ontology annotation, molecular function: transmembrane transporter activity. Bases 1 to 1524 code for a protein of 507 amino acids. Gene Ontology annotation, biological process: transmembrane transport. The record is from RefSeq and is a predicted model, not a curated record. Gene Ontology annotation, cellular component: membrane. The transcript is spliced from 16 exons.
AUGAAGCGGAAUGGCAGACACGACGACGAUGCGCAGCUCGCGGCCAUGGGCCACAAGCCUGAGCUGAAGCGCAAUUUCUCGGCCUUGUCGAUGCUCGGUUUGGCCUUUGCUGUUUUGAACUCUUGGACUGCACUCUCGGCAAGCCUGCCGGUCAGCUUGACGUCUGGCGGUAGCGCGAGCAUUGUUUGGGGUCUCGUCACGGCUGGUAUCUGCAACUUGUGCAUUGCAGCAUCCCUUGCGGAAUUUCUCUCGGCUUACCCGACUGCGGGGGGUCAGUAUCAUUGGGUAGCUGUUUCGUGGCCGAGAUGUGUUCCCAUUCUGUCUUGGGUCACCGGCUGGAUAAACGUUGCCGGUUGGAUUGCUCUUGUUGCUACGAAUGCGCUGCUGUCUAGCCAGCUCAUUUUAGGCAUCAUAUCAUUGCUACACACGGGUUAUGAGGCGCAACGAUGGCACCAAUUUCUGAUUUACAUUGGAUUGACGUUGCUCUCGUUUGCUAUCAACGCCUCUCUGAACUCCCUACUGCCAUUGGUAUAUAAAGGAGCCUUCGUGUGGUCGAUUGGAGGGUUUGUCCUCGUUUGUAUCACGGUGCUCGCUUGUGCGUCUCCGAGCUACAACUCGUCAUACUUUGUCUUUCGUGACUUUAUCAACAAGACAGGAUGGCCGGAUGGUAUCGCUUGGCUCCUUGGGCUUCUUCAAGGAGGGCUUGGUGUCACUGCCUUUGAUGCUGUGGCACACAUGAUUGAAGAGAUCCCAUCCGCCUCGAUAGAAGGCCCAAAGAUUAUGGUUUUCUGUGUGGGGAUUGGGACGUGCACUGGUGCAAUCUUCUUGAUCGUGCUGCUGUUUGUCGCCGGCAACAUCAGCGACGUGAUUGAAUCAAGCGCAGGUCCGCUUCUGCAGAUAUUCUAUCAUGCGACGAAAAGCCAUGUCGGUGCCAUCUGCCUGCUCAUGUUGCCGCUUGUAUGUCUCAUCUUUGCCACUUUGAGCGUCAUGACAACCAGCAGUCGCAUGAUUUUUGCAUUCGCCCGUGACGGCGGUUUGCCAGCCUCCCCGUUCUUCGCAAAGGUCCAUCCCCGACUUGGUUUGCCACUGAACGCAUUGAUCCUUACAUCAGCAAUCGUGGUUCUUUUUGGGUUUAUUUUCUUGGGAUCAACGAGCGCAUUCAACGCCAUCAUCUCGGCCUCCGUCGUGGCACUGGACCUGUCGUAUGCGAUGCCAAUUGCUGUGAACUGUUUGCAAGGGCGAAAUACUCUUCCAGAGAGAAAAUGGCGGCUGCCAGGCUGGUUCGGGUGGACCGCAGAUCUCAUUGCUCUUGCAUACAUUUCUCUGACCACCGUCCUUUUCCUCUUCCCUCCAUCACGACCCGUCACCGGAACGAAUAUGAACUACUGCAUUGUUGCAUUUGCCAUGAUAGUCACCGUCUCCGCCCUCCAGUGGAUCGUGGAUGGGCGAAAAAACUUUAAAGGGCCACGAGUGAAUACUCUCAGCGCCGAGGCUGAGAAUACAAACAGCGAGCCAAAGGUGUAG